This is a messenger RNA of Epinephelus moara (kelp grouper), 943 nucleotides long. Its product is annotated as zinc finger and SCAN domain-containing protein 12-like. Gene Ontology annotation, molecular function: DNA-binding transcription factor activity, RNA polymerase II-specific; RNA polymerase II cis-regulatory region sequence-specific DNA binding. The record is from RefSeq and is a predicted model, not a curated record. The annotation marks the transcript as partial. Gene Ontology annotation, biological process: regulation of DNA-templated transcription. NCBI's taxonomy places the organism in Eukaryota, Metazoa, Chordata, Actinopteri, Perciformes, Serranidae. The transcript is spliced from 3 exons.
AAAGAAGAAGAAGAAGAAGGAGGAGAAGAAGAAGAACAAGAACGAGUUAAACCCACCUCGAGCCACAUUUACUGUAGCCUACAUUAGACAACAAUGUGUUCAGUUGAGUCUUUGAGAGAGUUUGUCAACGAGCGACUAACUGCUGCUGCUGAAGAAAUAUUGGGAGUUUUUCGAAGAAGCAUCGUCGAGUACGAGGAAGAGAUCGAUCGUCAGCGCAGACUGUUGGAUAUCGUUUUGAAGCCUGAAAUAAAGUUACACAGGACAGAGCUCCCACAGCAACAUGUGUGUAAGGAGGAGGAGGUUGUCCCUGAGCAGCAGCUCUGUAUUGAGGAGAGGAAGUCCAGUGUGGACCAAGAGGAGCCAGAGCCUCCACAGAUUAAAGAGGAAGAGGAGGAAGUGUGCAGCAGUCAGGAGGGAGAGCAGCUUGUAGUGAAGCAGGAGACUGAUGGCUUUAUGUUGACUCCUGCUGAUGAGGAAAGUGAGCAGAGUGAAGAUCAGACUCUGGACUUCAUUCAUGAUGACACUCAAAGUGCAGCAGAGAAAGAGUCUGUUGUCAUUAUACCAGUUAUAAGCUCUGUGAUAUCAGAAGCAACCAGUGAGCACCAGCUGCUCUGUCACAACUCUCAUGUAGCUGAGAGCCAAGAUGAGGAAGAAUACCAGCAUGGAGACUCAGGACCAACUAGAAACACAGAGCUUCAAGCAGAGAAAAGACAUCAUGAAAGUGAAAUGAACAGUAACAGUCCACACACCUCUGCUGUGAUAAACUUAAAUACAGGUAAAAAGCCUUUAAAAUGUGACAUAUGUGGGAAAGUUUUUGAGUGCAAGUCAAAAUUGCAGAGACACUUGAACAGCCACACAGGUGAGAAGCCGUACCUUUGCAAGACCUGCGGGAAAAGAUUCAGUGACGCAUCAGUAUUGAAAAGGCAUUGUAGAAUCCACACAG